UGCCUGUUCCUUGUCUCUCUGACAAUCAGCUUGAAGCUGGGGAGUUGAAGUACUAUGGAGACACUACUAAGGAAGCAAAUGAAAUCCCUGCUAAUUAUCUCUUAUACAAUCAUAUUGAAGCUGGAGGGUCAAAGCAGAAGAGAGAUUCUGCUAAGGGAGUUAUUGAAGCUGGAGGAUUGAACAAAAAGGCAGUAGGAUUAUCCAGUGAAUAUGAAAUAAGGAUGAUCUGAUGCCAGAUCAAUGUGCAUCCCAUCUUGAGGCUCAAAGCAGCUCUGCUGAUCCCCUUACUCGAGAUAGCAGCAAUACGGAGAAACAUGCCAAUCCCGGUGGUAGUGAAUUUGGAAAGGACAGUGUGGAUAUAAGUUUGAAGCGGAAGCAGUCACUACAGUAUGAUGAUUCUGAACAGAAGAGUGGCAAGCAAAUGCAUACCAUCCCCCAUCCAUCUGUACCCCAUCAGUUUCCUUCCUCUGCUUCAUGUCAUAGUCUCCUAUUGCCAGAAGGCCCAGAAACCACUGGUCAUGGCUGCAUAGACGCUGUUGAUAGAACCUUAAACAAAUUUGCCACCACAAAGCACAAAAGGUUAGGUUUAGCUGGCAGGAAAAUGUCUUUGGGAUCAUUGGGUUCAUCUCAGAGAAAUAACAAGGAGAAUUUAAUUUCUCUCGACAACGUUGCUGAUUCUAAGGCUAAUUUGCAUUCUAAACCCUCACCCUUGCAUGCAAUAUCCAAAGCUGGUGAUUUUGAUGGGCAUGUGGGAAAGUAUUCUGCAAAGGUUGUUCAACAGAAGCUGGGUGUGAAGCUGCAAAGGCAACCUUUGCAACCUAUGGUUCAUGUUCAAGAAAGUAACAAUCAUCAUUUUCAGUUGGAUCAGAAACAGCCUAAACUAGAUCAUGAGGAAAAACUAGAAACAAAUAUUAAGGAACAUGAAAUAGGAUUACCAAUAUCUGAAGCAGUGAUUGUAUUGGAUAGUGAUGAUAGUGAAGACGAAAGGAGCUUGCCUACGAGGUCUAGAUUGUCACUUGCACGAAAAUGUUUGCCUGGGAAGCGAAAAGCUAAAGCAUAGAAUUUUCCAUUGUGUGGAUGGUCAAGAAGCAUAAGCAGUACAUGGAUCCAUAAUCUGUGGGGGAGAAUAUUUUGUUGACUAAUUGCUGCAUCAAACAUAAUGACAGCAAGCUUUUAACAUCACUGCAGCUGUAUGUCCUGGAUAACUACAUUUUCAGGCUAUCUGGUUAGUCUUUCAAUGUUUUACUUGUUCCAUGCUACUCAUGCUUCUUAUCCAUUCAAUAUUGAGUUAGACUUUUUGUUCAUUUUGUGUUUAAGCCAAUAAUAAGGAAUAUAUUUCGCAGCAUAUAAAGUUUAUAUUUUUUAGUGGUUUCCUU
Messenger RNA from Ipomoea nil (Japanese morning glory), 1376 nucleotides. RefSeq lists its product as uncharacterized. Lineage: Eukaryota; Viridiplantae; Streptophyta; Magnoliopsida; Solanales; Convolvulaceae. The record is from RefSeq and is a predicted model, not a curated record. The transcript is spliced from 2 exons. Bases 230 to 1060 code for a protein of 276 amino acids.